AGAGUGAGCAGAGCUAUAAAAAGUUUAUCGGGCAGGUAGAGCAACACGAGCUGGGAGGAACAUCUGAUCCCAGGGUGGAAAUUCAAGCAGAGUCUAUAAAAGUGAGGCUGCCACCACAAAGACUGUUAUCUGCUUUUGUUUUGGACCUGAGAGGACACCAAGUCCACAGAGAAUCAGCAUGUCCCUCACUUCCAUCUUGUCGGGUGAAGACAUUGAAAACGCUGUGAAAGACUGUCAAGCUCCAGACUCAUUCUGCCACAAGAAGUUCUUUGGACUAUGUGGCCUCUCCUCCAAGACGCCCCAGGAGAUCCAGAAUGUCUUCCAAAUCCUCGAUGAGGACAACAGCGGCUACCUGGAGGAAUCGGAGCUGAAGUUUUUCCUGCAGCGGUUUGUCCCGGGAGCAAGAACGCUGACUGAGGCUGAAACCAAAAGCUUCAUCUUGGCGGCGGAUGACGACAGCGAUGGAAGGAUCGGAGCAGAGGAAUUCCAGAUGAUGGUUCUGUCCUGAGUCUUGCAUGUGGAUCAGUUUGCACCCAUUUCCAUUGAUUUUUUUGUGGUUUUGUUUUCAUUGGCUUGUAUUUCAGUAACUAUUAGAUGCUUAAUUUCCUUCCUAGCACUCAUUAAUCGACAAUAACUAUUAAAGUUUGUCCUUCAAACCUGUGACAAUGAAAGAAA
This is a messenger RNA of Syngnathus acus (greater pipefish), 675 nucleotides long. It is a transcript of the gene pvalb9, whose product is annotated as parvalbumin 9. The transcript is spliced from 5 exons. Gene Ontology annotation, cellular component: nucleus; cytoplasm. The record is from RefSeq and is a predicted model, not a curated record. Gene Ontology annotation, molecular function: calcium ion binding. Bases 179 to 508 code for a protein of 109 amino acids. NCBI's taxonomy places the organism in Eukaryota, Metazoa, Chordata, Actinopteri, Syngnathiformes, Syngnathidae.